Lytechinus variegatus (green sea urchin) is the source of this 4464-nucleotide messenger RNA. Its product is annotated as gastrula zinc finger protein XlCGF57.1-like. The coding region runs from base 400 to 2199 and encodes 599 amino acids. Gene Ontology annotation, biological process: regulation of transcription by RNA polymerase II. NCBI's taxonomy places the organism in Eukaryota, Metazoa, Echinodermata, Echinoidea, Temnopleuroida, Toxopneustidae. The transcript has 4 exons. The record is from RefSeq and is a predicted model, not a curated record. Gene Ontology annotation, molecular function: RNA polymerase II cis-regulatory region sequence-specific DNA binding; DNA-binding transcription factor activity, RNA polymerase II-specific.
GCAUGCGUGAAAGCUGUUUUCCAGCAAAAUUUGCAUCGUCACAUUUUUUCCUACGGAGCCUGAUUAGAAGUCCUUAGCGUCCCUUACUUAGGUAGGAACUACUUCCAAAGAUUGACGCAACUCUAAUGAACCGCUGGGUGUUGGUGUGUCAACUUGAGUUUAGCUAAACUAAUCCAUCGCCGGCUGGGCUUGCCUUGGGCUGUACGGUACCGGAAAGCUAACGGUAGCUGGUGCUGCCUCUGGCGGGCGCGCGGCGCUGUACGGUACCGUACGUUGUUGUGGAUCGGAGGCACCCGAGCAGCUGGAAUCCUGGAUGCAGCUGAACCAAACAGUGCAGUGUCAUCAUCAACUUGAAGUCAACAAGGAUCGCCAAGAAUAGGUAGAGAACAGACCAGAAUCAUGUCCAUCAAAUUAGAAGUUCUAGAGGACGAAGUUGACCCAUCCCCUGACCAAUGGUCAAAUUUAAAUGACCCUCAUCAGCCAGAAGGAACUUUGAGUAUGACUGGUACAAUAUGUGUGAGAGGGCAUUCUUAUAUCACUGGCAGAGAGCUGCAGGAGGACGAAGGCAAAGAAGCAAAAGAGUGGAGUCCUCAAAGCAUCAAGGAGAAUACGGAGAAUGACAUAGAAAUUUCAGUAAAGGAGGAGAAGGAUGGGGAAUUGGUUGAAAGAGAAGUGGACGAACCAAGACUGGAGAACAUCGAGGAGGAGGAUGGAAUAGUGAGGGGACUCAAGGAGGAGAUUGGCGAGGAAGAGGAGGCGGAGGAGGUAGACGGAAUGAUCGAUGGCUGGAUAGAAGAUGAUGACGAUCUCGAAGGUCCGAUGGAAAAAGACAAUUUUGAUGAAGAUGAAAAGACCAGACAGGAGGUAAAAGAAAAGGAUUCACAUUCGGCUCGUGAUCAUGGAGAAUACCGACAAGUCAAUCCCACUCAAGACACUAUUAGUAAUAGGGAAUCACCAACUCAAAGUUCUGACCAUGAUCAGGAUGAUGAAAACGAAUCUGAUACAGCUGACAACAGUGAAAUGACAUCUCGGGAAACAUCCGAUGAUGCAAGCAAAAAACGAUUUUUGUGUACGAAGUGCGGACGUAGAUUCUUGAGAAAACAUGGUUUGAUGAUCCACAUGAGAGCCCAUGAGGGAAUCAAACCGUACAAAUGCUCUUCCUGCUUCUCAACAUUCACCCAAAUGCACCGCCUUAACAUACACAUGAAGAAGCACAAGGGAGAAGCGCCACGCUUCAAGUGUUCCGAUUGUGGCAAAACGUUUUACGAAAACAGCGCUUGCAAAAAGCACAUGAAGAUUCACAAAGAAGAGAAGGCCUACAGCUGUGAUAUGUGCGAGAAGAGCUUUAUUUUUAAGAAUCAACUCGAUCGGCAUCUCCGGAGCCAUACAGGCGAGAAACCUUUUCAGUGCCCAACCUGUGAGAAGCGAUUUGCCCUUGGUUGUGCUCUUACGCGUCAUGUCAGAAUACACACAGGUGAACGGCCGUAUCAGUGCUUGACUUGUUUCAUGGAAUUUAGACAAGUAAGUCAUCUGAUAGGGCAUAUGAAAACCCACACAGGUGAGAAGCCAUUCGAGUGCAAGGUGUGCACUAAGCGAUUCCCUGUCCGGAGCGAACUCUCAAGACAUGAAAGAACACACAGCAGAGACAGGCAGUGCUACAAGUGUCCAGAUUGCGAGAAAACCUUCACCCUGAAGAAGUAUUUCCGGAAGCAUGCGCGAAUUCACAGACCAGAGAAAAGAAAUGAUCCUGCAGCUUGUCCGGAAAAGAAAACCCCUUUAGAAAAGAGAUUGAAGUGUCCAAACUGUGACAAGAUGUUUUCCAGCAAGAGUGCUCUUGCACGACACACCCUGAUCCACUCCGAUGAAAAACCUUACCAGUGCGAUCAAUGUCAGAUGAGGUUUAGGCAAGAGAAUCACCUGAAGGGACACUUGAUGAUACACACUGGGGAGAAACCAUUUGAAUGUCACAUCUGCCAGAGGCGGUUCAUCACCAACAGCCAGCGAAAAAAGCACCUCAUUGUCCACUCGGCAGAGAAACCCUUCCGAUGCUCCAAAUGCACCAAGGGGUUCUCUUACAAGAGAACAUUGGAAGAACAUAUGAAUGUCCAUAACGGAGCUCGGCCUUUUCAUUGUGCUGUUUGUGAGAAGAAAUUUAGUCAUAGGAGUUGUCUUUCAGCACAUGCUAAAACCCACAAAUGAGAGAAACUGCGAUGACUGUUGUGCAGAUAUUUGCAUAUUAAUGUCUUUGAAGUCCAGAGGCCCGUAACACGAAACUUAGCAAUGAUCGUACACCAUUUUUCUACGAUUGAUGACAUUGACUACAAUGUACAAUCAAUCGUGACAGUCAUGCAUACGAUAAUCGCUAACCUUUGUGUUACGUGACCUAGGUAAUUUUUUGAAGAUAUAUUGUAUAGGGUCAGCAUAGAUAUAAACUUUUAGGUUCAGAAUGAUGUGAAUAUCAUGAUUCCAUUCCUUUGUCCUUGGCGGACUAUGAACGCAAUUCUGGGCUCAUUACCAUAAUGGUAACUCUGCCAUUUUAUGGUAUCUUGCAUGGAAUCCUUGAUUUUGAUUGGCUGUUGAUCACUGUAACCAUGGUAAUUAUCAUAGGAUGGCAAAGUUACCAUAAUAAUUUUUUUAUGUCACAGGGCCCAGAUUAAAAAUAAUUAGAGGUACUAGUAUUUGUUCUAAUUCUAUCAUGUCUGUGCCAUGGACCGGUGAUGGCAUUUGUGGUAAAAUUGCUGACCUGCAAGCAACAGAUGAGAGGUUCAAACCUCGCUGGUUCCAAGAUUUUUCACCGACUUACCGACCAGUAUUCUUCAUAUCCUCUAUGCAUUCUCAUUUUAUGGGUGCAUCAAGAAAUUCUAUCCCCAGUAUCAAACUUUUUGAGCAAGCCUUAGCAUUCUUAUCCAGGUAAUGUUUGUAAACGCCAAUGAAACCAUCUCCAUAUCGACCAAUAGUACAUAUGUCAUUGCAUAUUGUUAUGUGAAUGGUGCUCCAACGAGAAUUGCACCUCAGCUAAUGUCUCGGAAGAUAAGGGUUAUUGUUAUAAUUUGGUUCUUCUGUAGGUUUUGAAUGAUGUAAAAUCUAUGAAUGUUGCUGUAAGGUUUGAAGUCAAUGUUUAUGAUUAGAAUAAGCCAGCUCGAUUUCUGAUAUGCAGUGCAGGCAUUUGAACAAAUGCGAAUGUGAUCUGUUUCAAAGCAAUGCAUGGAGCACUCCGAUAUAAAGUUUUCAAGAAAUUGAGCUCUGUCUUUUAGACUUUAUGCCUGGGUUUCUCCAGCACAGGUUAGCCCAUCAAUACCAUGGUGCUCUUGACCUCCAAAAUAAUAAGCCCUACUCCCUCCCCCGUGUUUUUAUGUAGGUUUUUCCUAUCAGAUACUCCUUUUUUUCCGUUUAUUAGUCUGCCAUUGAAAUGACAUUAUUUAAAUUCAAGUGAGAUGAAUUGUUUGCAUAUACAUGUAGAGUAUAACAAAAAUAGAUGAUAAAGUUUUUGUUUCAACAUGUAAGGUACUCUGUAGUCCUGAAACUGACUGUUUGGUAAUAUUUCUGAUAAUAGUUUAUUAAAACAUUACGAUGCUUACAUGUACAUUAAUUACUACUAGAAGGGUAUACAAAAAUGUUAUUUUAAUUUUCUAUUACUUGUAGGAAUGCUAAUUGUACUUACGCUACAUGUACAUCUUACAGUCCAGUGUGUGCGGUAUGGAUAACGGUGUUCAUUAGUUUACAUAAAUGAAAAAAUGUAUAUUAUGUUCCUUGACUUUUUGAAAAAAAAUGUACAGUAUGUAAAAAGGUUAUGCUGAUCAACUUAUAUCAUCAGUGAUUAUUAGAAAGGCAUUUCUAAAGAGGAGACAUAGCUUGAGGCAUUUGGUAUUGCUUUCGGGCAUGGGAAAUAAAAAAGAGAAUAUGCUGGCAUAGUCAAGCACUAAGCAUCCAACUUCGGGGGCAAUCCAAUUUUGUCAGGAGGAUAAAUAGUUAAAGAAAUUAAGAUAGUGAGUCAGAUCAUUUUUGUAAAGAAAAUACUGAACAUGGAUCAGUAUCAAAAAUACCUCCUAAGUUUUUAUAAUUUGAAAAUUUAUUCUGAAAUAAUAAUUGUUUCUUGUAUAUAUAGGUAAUUUGGUUUACCUAUUAAUAAAGAAGUUCACUUACUCGUUGUCCUGUGUUGCUACAUCAACUCACAACUGGGCGCUGAUCCUGGUUUAUUGUCAUUCACAGUAUAUAUACAUAAAAGUUCAAAAGGAAAUGUUUUCCUGUUGCAAUAAUCACAAUAUAUCAGAGCUCUGUAAAAAUGGUCCUCCAAUCAAAAGUAAUGAUAUUCGCGAAGUCCACGAAUGCGAAAUAAAUGUGUAGAAAUACUACUGAGCGAGUCCGGAAGGUGAAAAUAGUAGUAAGAUGAAUAACACAAAAAAUACUUGAAAAAUAAGGAGAGGUGGUGUGGUACAUCCAAGUGUUAUGGAAGUUGGGAGCACA